Messenger RNA from Arxiozyma heterogenica, 1464 nucleotides. It is a transcript of the gene ARP9, whose product is annotated as Arp9p. Gene Ontology annotation, biological process: regulation of transcription by RNA polymerase II. Bases 1 to 1464 code for a protein of 487 amino acids. The transcript has a single exon. NCBI's taxonomy places the organism in Eukaryota, Fungi, Ascomycota, Saccharomycetes, Saccharomycetales, Saccharomycetaceae. Gene Ontology annotation, cellular component: SWI/SNF complex; RSC-type complex. The record is from RefSeq and is a predicted model, not a curated record.
AUGGCUCCAUUUAAAUUAGAUAACAUUUUAAUUAUUUAUCCAAAAUCUGAAACCACUUUGGUCCAGUUUGGUCUAAACGAUGAAACUUUUACGGUCCCUGAGUUCGAAAUCCCAACUAAAAUUUACAAGUCCAUAGAUAACAAUAACCAAUAUUUCUCAACUCCUGAAUAUAGAACAUAUGAAAUUUUUCCCAUUAGAAAUGGUUCAAUUGUUAAUCUAAAUGCUUUUUUACAAUUCUUAAAAUUGGUCUAUGGUUCAAUUUUAUCCAAAAUUAAAAACGAUAAUAGGAAUAAUGAUAAUAAUAAUAGUAAUAAUAGUAAUAAUAAUAUAAUAUUACCUGAUUUAACCAAUAUACCAAUUUUCAUAAUAUCCAAUUAUUCAUGGACUAAUUUUCAAAUUGAAAAAAUCAUACAAUUUUCUUUUGAACAUUUGAAAUUCAAUAAUCUAUAUUUACUCUCCAAUUCCUUAGCCACGACAUACGCACUUAUAUCCCAACCUAAUUCAAUAGUGAUAGAUAUCGGAGCUAAUCAUACAGAUAUUGUGCCUAUUAUCGAUUAUAUCUCUUUGAACCAUCUUGCAUAUAAAUUGAAGUUCGGUGGGAACCAUAUUAAUAAAACUUUACAAAAACUGUUACCACAAUUCAAUAAUGAAACUAUUGAAAUCUUGAAAAAAUCUAACAUCUUCGAAGUGGUCAAUGAUGAUAUGAAAAGGUUACAUAACAUCGGUAUCCUAAGCACACCAAAUGAUGCUUCCAGUGGCUUUGGUGCGGAAGGUGAUGAUUUAUUGGAUGGAUCCUUAAACGUGGUCGAUAUUGUCACUUCAAAUCGUGAUACAAGAGAAAUCUUGGCUGAAAGAGAAAAAUUGAAGAAUGAAAAGCAUAAAAAUGUUAAAAACACUGAAUUGGAAUUUAAUACUUUUUGGGACCAAAAUGGUAACGAGUUACCGGUCGGAAAAGAAAGAUUUCAAGGUUGUGACGAUUUAAUCUCAAAAAUAUCAGAAAUGGUCGGAUUUGUCAUGCAAAAUGUUCAGGAUAUCAGUAAAGUCAAAUUAGCAUGGGAUAAUAUCAUCAUCACAGGUGCAACUAGCUCCAUAGAAGGGUUUAAAGAGGGUCUGUUGGCACAGCUGAUAAAGGACCAUCUAAUCAUUGAACCUGAAGAGGAAAGAAAUAAAAGAGAAAAAGAAUUGCUCGAUUCUUUACCCAACUAUAAAAGAAACAGAAAUAAAUUCAUGGAUUCUUCAUUUGUACCAAACGUCGAAUAUAGUCAAGUACCCAAUUCUAUUAAAUUAGCCAAAUAUCCAGAGUAUUUCCCCAAUUGGAAAAAACAUGGAUACGCUGAAAUCCCAUUCCUGGGUGCUCAGAUUGUGGCUAAACAAAUUUUUACUCAUUCAAGAGAUGUAUUAUAUAUUACUAGGGAGAGAUAUGAAGAAGUUGGUCCUUCCUGUAUCUGGGAUAUCCAAUUAUAA